AGAGAUACAACCUCACCACUCUUGCAAAGUACAAGUUUGUGAAUAUUUUAGGUAGGUUGUUAAGAAUCCGAGUAGUGGUGUCCUUUGUUGUUAAAUAGAGAUCUCCAUUACUUUGUCAAAAGUAAGAAAUCUCAAUCAAAAAUGGGGGAAACUAGAGAUGAAAUAGUAUCAUCUUCUACUUCAGUAGGGAGGAAAUGGUUAGGAUUUGUAACAGCAAUUUGGGUACAAGCAAUUUCAGGAAAUAAUUAUACAUUUGCAAACUACUCAGGUGCUUUGAAAACAUUAAUGCAUUUAACACAACUACAACUGAAUAGUCUAUCAGUUGCUAAAGAUGUUGGUAAAGCUUUUGGUAUUCUUGCUGGUUUAGCUUCUGAUCGUGUUUCUACUCCUCUAAUUUUACUUAUCGGAUCUAUCGAAGGUUUGAUCGGUUAUGGUGUUCAAUGGCUUGUUGUUAGCAAAAGGAUUUCUCCUCUUCCUUAUUGGCAGAUGUGUAUAUUUCUGGCUCUGGGAGGAAAUAGUACAACAUGGAUGAACACAGCAAUUUUAGUUACAUGUAUACGUAAUUUCCGCAAAAAUCGCGGUCCUGUAUCUGGAAUCUUAAAAGGAUAUGUGGGUUUAAGCACAGCAAUUUUUACGGAUGUUUGCAGUGCUUUGUUUGCUAAUAGUCCUUCGAAAUUUCUACUCAUGUUAGCUGUAGUUCCUGCUGUAAUUUGUCUCACAGCAAUUAUUUUCCUACGUGAAGUUCCACAAACAACUACCAGCGCAGCUGCCGUAGAAGAAGAAUCAAAAUACUUGAACUUCUUUAAUGUUGUUGCUGUCAUUGUUGCUUUAUAUCUUUUAGCUUAUGAUAUUUCAGGAAAACACAGCCGUAUAAUCGCCCUGUGCUUUGUUUCUGGACUUCUAUUUCUGUUGAUAGCUUCACCAUUAUUCAUUCCUUUAUACUCUAUUUUUAAGAAUACCACCUCUAAUAAUGAUGUUGAAAGUAGUGUCAUUCAUCGUCAGUGUAAUAGCAAUCAAGUUCAAGAAGGAAAAACUCUGCCAGAAGCGGUAGAAAAACCAGUACCAGUAAAAGAAAAUGUUUUGAGAAAUGAACAAGUUGUUCAAACCGAAGAAAAAUCGGCGCUAAUAGAAGAAAAUGAUUUGAGAAAUGAUCAUGUUGUUGAAACAGAAAAAAAAUCAGUUCUAGUACAAGAAAAAGAUUCGGGAAAUGAUGAAGUUGUUGAAAUCGUUUAUAAGAAACCGAUUCUUGGUGAAGAGCACACGAUCUUAGAGACGGUUAAAACAUUGGAUUUCUGGAUCCUUUUCCUUUCAUUUCUUUGUGGUGUAGGUACUGGUUUAACAGUGAUGAAUAAUUUGGGACAAAUGGGAUUAGCACUUGGGUAUGCUGACGUUUCCAUGUUUGUGUCGCUCACAAGUAUAUUCGGUUUCUUUGGUCGUAUCGGCUCCGGAACCAUAUCUGAAUACUUUCUCAAGAAUGCUGCAACGCCAAGGCCUCUAUGGAAUGCAGCAUCACAAAUUCCAAUGUGCCUGGGAUAUGUCGUCUUAGCAAUUGCAUUACCAGGAUCCUUGUACGUGGGUUCAAUAUUGGUUGGUAUUUGCUAUGGUGUGCGUCUUGCGAUCACCGUCCCUGUUGCUUCUGAACUAUUUGGCCUUAAAUACUUUGGGUUGAUCUACAACAUUCUAAUCUUGAAUCUUCCCCUCGGGUCAUUCCUAUUCUCUGGUUUGUUAGCCGGUUUAUUGUAUGAUGCACAGGCAACUAAAACAAAAGGAGGUGGAAAUACAUGUAUUGGAGCUCAUUGUUACGGACAAGUCUUUAUGGUCAUGGCUUUAACGUGCCUAGUUGGUUUCGGGUUGGACGUGUUUCUUACUCUUCGAACAAAGAAUCUUUACAAAAAUAUUCACACAGCAAGCCGGGCGAAGUCCAGCAAAUCAGGUGUAGAUCAACAAAAGUGAAAUGAUAGAAGUUUCACUAUUGUUUCCAUUUUUUUAGAAUGUCUGCUUUUCAUUUUUCUUAUAAUGCAUCAUGAAGGAGUCACUAGUGACUAGUAAUAAGAAAUUAUAAUACAGGUCUUGUUCUAAGAUUUUAUUUUCGAUAAGGUAUUUUUCCAACUGUUUGAAA
This is a messenger RNA of Papaver somniferum (opium poppy), 2119 nucleotides long. Its product is annotated as protein NUCLEAR FUSION DEFECTIVE 4-like. The record is from RefSeq and is a predicted model, not a curated record. Lineage: Eukaryota; Viridiplantae; Streptophyta; Magnoliopsida; Ranunculales; Papaveraceae. Gene Ontology annotation, cellular component: membrane. The coding region runs from base 142 to 1953 and encodes 603 amino acids. The transcript has 3 exons.